Drosophila suzukii is the source of this 589-nucleotide messenger RNA. RefSeq lists its product as uncharacterized. The record is from RefSeq and is a predicted model, not a curated record. Lineage: Eukaryota; Metazoa; Arthropoda; Insecta; Diptera; Drosophilidae.
ACCAGUGAUCCAAGCAGCAACAAGCCAGUCUCCCCAAGAUGAAAUUCCUGAUCGUUGCCGUCGCCUUCCUGGCCUGCGCCUAUGCCGAUGUCUCUGAGCUUUCAGCCGGCGGCUACGACUAUCCCCAGCCCGCUCCACCGGCGCCCGUGAAGAGCUACAUUCCCCCUCCGCCACCACCACCCCCACCGGCACCCAAGAACACCUACAUCCCUCCCCCGGCCGCCCCCGCCAAGGCCUACAUCCCACCCCCACCACCACCACCACCACCGGCGCCCAAGAACACCUACAUCCCCCCUGUUCCCGUGGCCGCUCCCGUGGAGACCUACAUUCCCCCCGCCGCCCCAGCCCCCGCCUACAUCCCCCCCGCACCUCCGGCACCCGCCUACAUCCCCCCCGCCCCCGUCCAGGCCGAGGAGCCCAUCAUCGAGGAGAUCGAGCAGCCCGCCCAGGACGGAUACCGCUACAAGACCGUCCGUCGUCGCGUCUUCCGGCACCGCAACUGAGUCUCUGGAACCCAAUUGUUGAAUAAUUUUAUAGGACCUGGCAGUGGUCACCCAGCCGGGCAAUCUGUUAAUGUUUUUAAAGUAAA